Messenger RNA from Equus quagga, 2550 nucleotides. RefSeq names its product dehydrogenase/reductase 7B (gene DHRS7B). The record is from RefSeq and is a predicted model, not a curated record. NCBI's taxonomy places the organism in Eukaryota, Metazoa, Chordata, Mammalia, Perissodactyla, Equidae. The transcript is spliced from 10 exons. Gene Ontology annotation, molecular function: oxidoreductase activity. Bases 252 to 1538 code for a protein of 428 amino acids. Gene Ontology annotation, cellular component: membrane.
ACUGCUGCACCACCAGGCCGGCCCCUUAUUUGCUUAUCUUUUUUAUUGUUUGUCUCUCCCAUUGAUAUGUCAUCUCCAUGAGCCCAGUGAUUUAUUAUUUCCUGUUUUGCUCACUGUACCCCAGAGCCUGGAAGAAUUGACACACAGCUGUGAGCUCUGAGGGUCAGAAACCAUGUUUACUUGGUUCAUCGCUUGCCCCCCCAUGUUGGCCCGGGGCCUGGUGCCAGCCACACUUGAUAUAUAGUGGUUGAAUGGAUGAGCGAGCGACAUCAGGACCUGAGAUGAACCACAGUGUGGGAGGUGUGGAUCUAAAGCAAAGGCCGGCCCGUGGGCCGAGGAUGGAUCCCACUAACUUGGUGCCAUAUUUGCCUCGGGCAAAGUGGUCCCCAGGGCCAGGAGACCAAGGCUGGCAUGCGAUGUCGUGUCAGGUGCUCAAGGAAUCCCAGAAGCAUACGAGACGCUUCCCUUUGGUUGUCCGUGAGACCUGUGGACAAGAGGACGCUUGUGGGCCAUCGCCAAUCCAUCUAGGGGUCACCCCACCCAGAAAUAUCCAUCUACCCAGGGCGGAGUAUAAAGAUUGGAAGAGUCUGCUGAAGGUGGGGGUCAUGGACUUCAUCACCUCCACGGCCAUCCUGCCCCUGUUGUGUGGCUGUGUGGGAAUCUUUAGCCUCUUCAAGCUGCUGCAGCGGCUGCGCAUGAAGGCCUACCUGCGGAACGCUGUGGUGGUCAUCACAGGCGCCACCUCGGGACUGGGGCGAGAAUGCGCCAAAGUCUUCUAUGCUGCGGGUGCAAGGCUGGUGCUCUGUGGCCGGAACAGGGAGGCCCUGGACGAGCUCACCAGAGAACUCGCUGCUUCUCAGGCCGCCAAGGUGCAGACACACAGUCCUUACACGGUGACCUUCGACCUCACAGACCCUGGGACCAUAGUUGCAGCAACAGCCGAGAUCCUGCAGUGCUUUGGCCAUGUGGAUGUGCUCAUCAACAAUGCUGGGGUUAGCUACCGUGGUGCCAUCGUGGACACCACCAUGGACGUGGACAAGAGAGUCAUGGAGACAAACUACUUUGGCCCCAUUGCUCUAACGAAAGCGCUCCUGCCCUCCAUGAUCCAGAGGCGACAGGGCCAUGUCGUCGCCAUCAGCAGCAUCCAGGGCAAGAUCAGCCUUCCUUUUCGGUCAGCGUAUGCGGCCUCCAAACACGCAACGCAGGCCUUCUUCGACUGCCUGCGCGCUGAGGUGGAGCAGUGCGGCAUCGAGGUGACCGUGAUCAGCCCCAGCUACAUCCACACCAGCCUCUCCCUCAACGCCGUCACUGCCGACGGCUCCAGAUAUGGAGUUAUGGAUGAGAAAACAGCCCAGGGCCGAAGCCCUGUGGAGGUGGCCCAAGAUGUUCUGGCUGCCGUGGGGAAGAGGAAGAAAGAUGUGAUCCUGGCUGACCUGUUGCCUUCCUUGGCUGUUUAUCUGCGAACUCUGGCUCCUGGGCUCUUCUUCAGCCUCAUGGCCUCCCGGGCCAGAAAGGAGCGGAAAUCCAAGACCUGCUAGAGCCGCAGCAGAGCCGGGGAGGGGCAGCACCUGCUCUGCAAGGACAGUGUGUGCUGAGACUUCUGGAUAUGGGUCUCCAGGGUGGGAAGGAUGGAGACACACUUCUCCUGCAGGUCCCUGGCUAGGCCCUUGCUGGCAGAGAAUGGGAACCAAAAAAGGCAACAAGCUUCUUCCCAGGGGAGAGAGGUAACCCUUAAGGAAUAAAUACGGAGCUGGGUUUUAACUCUAAGGAUAUGAAACCAGUGAAUGGAACAGUCAGUUGUGCUCUUCAAGGACUAGGAGAACCACACCUCCUUCGAAUUCCCGCCUCUGCCAGCUCCUAAAACACGUUUCAGUCUUGAAAUAGAAGACAUCCUGACGUCAGCCCAUCAGUUGUUCUCACAUUUGACUUAUCCAAGACCUCUGACCUGAUUGUCUUGGCAGGGCCCACCUUCAGCACUCAAGGCAGAAGGCUGUCGUAAAGGCUCAUUACUUACCCAUGUCCAGAGUCCUGCAGUGUCUCAUUCAGCACUACACAGUGGGCUGAUACGGGAUCAGUCAUUUGACACAUCCCAAGUGAUGCCGGCUUUAGUGCCUGAAAGGAAUUCCCCAGUCUCCCUGUCGGCUCUCACUCGCAGCCCUGUAGGACCAGGUGCCACUCCAGGCAGAACAUGAACUUACUCAGGAGACAGCAGCCAAAAGGGAGAGGAGAAUCCCGCGUGGUCCUCUGUGUCCUCUAGAAAAUAAGACUCAGAAGCCCAGUCGGGCGGGAGUCGAAAACAGCGUCUGGUCCCAGGUAGAAGCAGUCCAUUUGUUAGCUGUGACUGUUGGGGCAUAGCCAGAAAGGAUGCCUGCACCCACCUUUCUGACUUAUUAAAAAUACAUGGCUGCGGUUCAUUAAGUCAACUUCCGAUCUCAAGUGUAGGAUGGAACUCUUCCUCUGAUUGAAGCUGACAGUGGAAAGUGGAAAUUGUGAGUCCAGUGUAUAGGCUUCCCCAAAUUGGAAUAAAGCUCCCAGCACCUUGGCAUCUUA